Molecule: messenger RNA, 1615 nt
Organism: Medicago truncatula (barrel medic)
Lineage: Eukaryota; Viridiplantae; Streptophyta; Magnoliopsida; Fabales; Fabaceae
Product: high mobility group B protein 10
Exons: 6
Coding region: 138-1244 (368 amino acids)
Molecular function (GO): DNA binding
Source: RefSeq, a predicted model, not a curated record
GUGUCGAGAGUAGUCAUGUGUUAGAUGUUGAUUUUCUAUUGUAUGUGAGAGAUAUACAUAAUUCUUUCCAUUCCAACAAGUCACCCAAACAACUCAGAAAUAGCAUAGUGUGUUUUGGUAGUUUCCUAGCUCAAACAAUGGAAGGCAACAAGACUAUGGUUCCAUCAUCAUCACCAUCAGAUACCAAACUCACCAAUGGUACUGUUGUGUCCAAUGAUGACUUAGAGAUAGAGACCUUCUAUGUCAAACUAACUGAAGUUUUGGACUCCUCUGGGUUCAAUCUCAUUUUCAAUGUCCGAGAGACAAUCUUAGACUUGUACCUCUUUUACUUGGAAGUCACCAGAAGAGGAGGUUUUCACCAGGUUGGUCUUCAAAACAAAUGGACUGAAGUUGUCUCUGCACUGAAAUUGGAAGGCAACAAUGCAAUGUUAUCUGCUCAAGUCGAAAAGAUCUAUGCAACACUUCUAUACAAAUUUGAGAAAUUGUACUUCUACAGGUUUCCUCCAACCGGCAGCUCCCAAGGUACGCUUAAAAGGAAGCAGAACUUGCAGAACUCGACUACUGGUUUAUCUCAAUUGAUGGCUGAUGAAGAUACUCUGAAGGUGGCAAAACUGUCCAAGGACUACUCUAGCCAAAUGACAGCAGGAGCCGGCUGUCAAGAACCUCGGGUGCUUCUACAAGCACCCUCAAAUGACAAAGAAAAAAAGAAACAAGACAAAGAAAAGAAGAAACGACGAGGUCCUCCUACCGGACAAAGUGGAUAUCAAAUAUUCCUCAAGCAUGAGUGUGCUCGAUUAAAAGCUCAUGAUCCUGACAUUGAUGGCAAAAAAGUCCUACGCAUGGCUGUUGAUGCUUGGCAGAAGAUGUCUGCCACCGAUAAAGAGCCAUAUGUGGAGGAAAGCAGGAAGAUAAAGGAAAAACAGAAGGAAGCAAUGAUCACUGACAAUAAACAGAAGAGCACUGAAGAUCUUAAGAAGGAUGAACAGAAGAGCACUGAAGUUCUUAAGAAGGAUGAAAAGAAGAGCACUCAAGGUCUUAAUCUAAAGAAGGAUGACAAGAUGCCUGGUGUGGAUGGUGACGACUAUGGUGUAACUUCGCAACCUCUACCAAAUUAUUCUUUUGUCAACAAUGCAGCUGUGGAGUUGGCUUUCAAAAUGACUGAAAAAUCACUCAAGGAUCCCUUCUUCCCAGUUGAUUUGGAUACUUAUUGUUCGUUAAAUAUGCUAAAUGGGAAAUCCAAAUGACUAUACUAGCUUUUGGGCAGGUCUCUUUUUUUGGUUUUUGAGGUAAUGCUAUUGCCUAUGCAUCCAAGGGUUAUCCCUUUUUUGGACUCAAUCAAACCAAUUGAAGCAGCAGCAACCAGGUUUGAUGCAUAGACAGCAAUGUUCCAAGCCUCUUGCAGUACUAGUGACCAGUGAAGUAUGUAUAUAAACUAUAUAGUAAAUUAGUAAUGGUCCAAGCCUUUUGCACUAGUGACUAGUGAAGUAUGUAUACAAACUAUAUAUAGCAAUGUUCCAAGCCUCUUGCAGCAGUGACUAGUGAAGUAUGUAUAUAAACUAUAUAUAUAUAAACUAUAAAAGUUUGUGUUAUAAUGCAAAAGCUUGUUGGCAAUUUG